AUGUCUACAGACUUGAGCAUGGCCAGUUAUGCGCCCGGACCUGGAUGCUGCCAGACGGACACUUUUCCCGUCAGUCUGCGCUACAAUUCAUCCCCUCGCGGCUUGGAGGAAGCCAAGCGCUGGAUGAUGCUCCUCCAGACUGCGCUCGACGAUCCUGUGCACUCGCUUACCACCGAAACGCUGGCUGCUGUCGUUCUGCUCUACACGCACGAGGUCUGCGUCUCACCUUCUAAACGAGCUUGGAUCGUGCAUGCCAAUGGACUGCUUAGACUUCUUGAGCUUCGAGGCCCCGACGCGGUGACUAGUGAUCUGGAUCGGUCAAUACUCCGCGAUCACAUUGGCACCAUCUUCUUGAACGUGGUGCAGGCACGCAAACCAUGUUUCCUGGCCGAGAACGAUUGGAGGCAAGUCAUGAUGCCGAAUGGAGUGCCAAACUUCCUGAGCCUGAGCGUUCAUCUACCCGGCCUUCUCUGCCAGUACGAGGAGCUACGCAGCGCAAAACUGGACAAGACAUCCGGUGAUUGGAUCGAGGGUCUUUGUCAAAUGCAUCAGCAGCUUUGGCUUUGUCUUCGACCCAUCGAUUCUGGCGGCUUGGACUGCGCCAGAGGGGCUGACACAUCGGUGGAGCCCGUGGAUGUCCUUCAGCACGCCUACGAGAUUUCGACGCUUUCCUUCGUCAUUCUGACCAGCUACCUGCUUGUAAAUCUCCUUGGGCCCUCGCUGCCACGAAGUCUCGGCACCCCCAGAGACUAUUCUCUUACAUACAAAGACAUUGUCGGCACGGAGAAUCUGUGUCGCCAGCUCGCAAUCCACACCAAACGCAGGUAUUUCUCGAUCAAAGUCGCCGACCCAAUCGCCGCCUGGGCUUGCGGCACUCCACUCGGCCUUCUGUUGAAGAGGGCAUUGCUGGCUUCGAGCGGGAUUGGGGAGCAUCCACGACCCUUUGAACUUAUUUCAAAAGACCUCCGCGACUGCUUGCUGGAUACAGACUGA
Neohortaea acidophila is the source of this 993-nucleotide messenger RNA. RefSeq lists its product as uncharacterized. NCBI's taxonomy places the organism in Eukaryota, Fungi, Ascomycota, Dothideomycetes, Mycosphaerellales, Teratosphaeriaceae. The record is from RefSeq and is a predicted model, not a curated record. Bases 1 to 993 code for a protein of 330 amino acids. The transcript has 3 exons.